UUCCUAAAGCCUCAGUCAGAGUGAGGAGGAUGAGAGACGCCAUGAAGGCGAUAUUCAUCGCCGUAUGUGCAGCUCUUGCGAUCCAACAGGUCAGACUUUUGGUCGACGAGUACGAGUCUUUCCCGACCAACACCUUGUAUAAGAUUGAGAAUGUGAACACGGUCCCGCCUCCAGCAUUUACGAUUUGUCCGAAACCCUCUCUGAAAGCGUCUGAAGAAAGAAUGACGGGGGGAAAAAUCGAUCAAUUAGAGGAAUUCGCGAAGGUUACGGUGCCCUUGACCGACUUGGUUAGAUUGAUUCCUACCAACUCGAAACCAGCGAACCCUCCAAACGGAUCAUUUACCAGCCAGGAAACCAUCAUUCCACUAGAAAAUGACAAAGGGUAUUGGAACGAGCGAAUAUUUUAUGACCUGGAGGACGUCACUGGGUAUUACAAGUGCUUCACGCUAUAUCUGAAAGAAGAACUGCCCGUGGCCAAGAAGAAUUGCGAAGCACAAGUCUUCUCAUUUGAUUUCGCGUCGAUCCAGCAAUACGAUUUUGCAGAGGUAGGAAUAAUCUAC
Darwinula stevensoni is the source of this 560-nucleotide messenger RNA. Lineage: Eukaryota; Metazoa; Arthropoda; Ostracoda; Podocopida; Darwinulidae. The record is from the annotation of a GenBank genome assembly.